Molecule: messenger RNA, 1020 nt
Organism: Hirsutella rhossiliensis
Lineage: Eukaryota; Fungi; Ascomycota; Sordariomycetes; Hypocreales; Ophiocordycipitaceae
Product: fructose-1,6-bisphosphatase
Exons: 3
Coding region: 1-1020 (339 amino acids)
Biological process (GO): gluconeogenesis; fructose 1,6-bisphosphate metabolic process; fructose 6-phosphate metabolic process
Cellular component (GO): cytosol; cytoplasm
Molecular function (GO): fructose 1,6-bisphosphate 1-phosphatase activity
Source: RefSeq, a predicted model, not a curated record
AUGGACCAAAACGGCAACGGCGAGAGGGUCAACACCCAGAUCGUCACCCUCACGCGCUUCCUCAACGAGGAGCAGACCAAGCACAAGGAGGCCACCGGUGACUUUACCCUCCUCUGCCACGCCCUGCAGUUCUCCUUCAAGUCCAUCGCCUACUACAUCCGCCGCGCCUCCCUCGUCAACCUGACGGGCCUCGCCGGCUCCUCCAACAGCACCGGCGACGACCAGAAGAAGCUCGACGUCAUCUCAAACGACCUCUUCAUCGCCGCCAUGCGCUCCUGCGGCAAGUGCGCCCUGCUCGUGUCCGAGGAGGAGGACGACGUCGUCUUCUUCAGCAACGCCUCGGGCGCCCGCUACGCCGUCGCCUGCGACCCCAUCGACGGCUCGUCCAACCUCGACGCCGGCGUCUCCGUCGGCACCAUCUUCGCCGUCCACAAGCUGCCCGAGGGCUCCGAGGGCACGCACGACGACAUCCUCAAGCCCGGCACCGAGCUCGUCGCCGCCGGCUUCACCAUGUACGGCGCCUCGGCCCAGCUCGUCCUCACCAUGAAGGACAGCUCCGUCAACGGCUUCACCCUCGACAACGGCAUCGGCGAGUUCAUCCUCACCCACCCGAACAUGCGUCUGCCCCGCUCGCGCGCCAUCUACUCGGUCAACGAGGGCAACUCGCUCUACUGGGAGCAGCCCACCGUCGACUACUUCAACUCGCUCAAGCUGGCCCAGCCCGACGGCAAGCCCUACAGCUCGCGCUACAUUGGCAGCAUGGUCGCCGACGCCUACCGCACCCUGCUCUACGGCGGCAUCUUUGCCUACCCGGCCGACAAGAAGAGCCCCAAGGGCAAGCUGCGCAUUCUCUACGAGUGCGCCCCCAUGGCCAUGGUGUUUGAGAAUGCCGGCGGUCAGGCAGUCGACAGCAAAAUGAGGAGGAUGCUCGAGGUUCAACCGGAACACAUCCACGACCGUUCCGGCAUCUUCAUGGGUAGCUACGACGAGGUGGAAAAGGUGAAGCAGUUCCAUAAAUAA